AAAGAUAAAAAGAAUUACACACAAAUAAGCAAAUUAAUCAAGAAAGAGAUAGAGAGAUUAUUAAUUGAAACUCCAUAAUUAAAAAAACACACAUGUCUUGGGCUUUGCUCCCUCUCUAGCUUAUUACGGAGUACUAUUUAGUUAUUAUUAAUAAGCUAAACUGCUAAAGCAAAGAAAGUCCUCUAGAAAAGUUUCUAUACAAAAGCCUUCUCUUGGUCCUUCAACCAACACAAACACACACACAAAUUAAAGAGAGGAUAGAUAUGAUGAAUAGGGGUGUGUUGCAAAACUCUCCGGUGCAACAAUUGAUGGCGGCCGGAAAUCCAAGUUGGUGGCCAAACAUUAAUAACAAUUUGAUGAGGCCACCCAUUUUGUCUUCUCAUCACCAUCAACCACCACCACUACUUCCGCCGCCGUCUUCUUUUCUAGCUCCGCCUCUUAAUAACAACAACAACAACCACCAUGACGACGACGAAAGUAACAAUAAUGUUUUAUUCCAUGCUCAAUAUAAUACGAGUAUACCUUUAGUAGCUGCUUCCUCUUCUUCUUGGCUUCAUGAUCAUUCUACUAACCACCACCAUGAUGACCAACAACAACAUCAUCAUCAACAACUUCCUGAGUCUUGGAGCAACCUUCUCUUGGGUGGAGUGUUUUUUGAAGAAGAAGCAAAAAAAAUGGAGACAACUAAUUGGGAAGAACAAGUAGUACUUCAACAACAAGCUCAACAUCAUCAUCAUCAUCAUCAUCAUCAUCAUCCUCAUCCUCAUGUUGUAGAUGUCAAGCAAGAAACCUCAGUAAAUAGUUAUAAUUACAGUGAUCAAGAAUUUCAGCUUGCAGUUGCAGCUAAUAAAGCAAACUGGUCUCAUCAUCAUCUUCCUCAACUCAAUAAUAUUGUUCCCGUUUCGUCUCCUCAAUCUUGUGUUACUUCUUUUAGUACUAGUAGCACCAACAACAACAACACCAACAACAACAACAACAACAGCAACAACAGCAACAACAACAACAACGGAUUGUUGGAUUUCUCCUCUUCUAUAUGUAGUGAAAAUCUUCACUCUAGACAACCUCCUCCUCCUACUCCUCCUGCCCUCGAUCGUUCUACCGAGUGUAAUAGUGGGGCAACAAAGAAAGCCAAGGUUCAACCAUCAUCAACUCCAUCAACAGCCUUCAAGGUGAGGAAGGAGAAAUUGGGAGAUAGAAUAACUUCCCUUCAUCAGCUUGUCUCACCUUUUGGAAAGACUGACACAGCUUCUGUCUUGUUAGAAGCCAUUGGCUACAUUAGAUUCCUUCAGAGUCAAAUUGAGGCCCUCAGUCUUCCAUACCUAAACAACGGAGCAGGAAAUAAGAUGCAGCCUCACCCUAUUAAAGGGGAGAGGAAGUGUAUAUUUCCUGAAGACCCUGGUCAGCUCUUGAAUGACAAUUGCUUGAAGAGAAAAGGAGGUCCUGAUCAGGAUUUAUAUAAAGAGGCAAAGGACUUGAGGAGUAGAGGACUAUGCUUAGUUCCAGUGUCUUGCACAUUACAUGUUGGGAGUGAAAACGGAGCUGAUUAUUGGGCUCCGGCACUUGGUGGUGGUUUCCGGUAGACGGUGUUAGAGAUUCGAUGCAUCGACGACGGCACACGGGAGCUUCAAUUGAAAUGAUAUACCAUCAUUAGCAGUCAAUCUGCCCAACAAUAUCUUUCUUUCUAGGUAGGAAGAAAACACAAGGUUGAUUGCUCCUGAUGCUAUGUUCUACUUCUCUUGGAUUGCAUUUCAAGUGUGCUGUUAUUUUAAUUUUAGAUUUAAGAUUUCAAGCUAGUGUUUUUUUAAACAAUCUAGUUUUAAGAAUAAGCUACUACUUUUAAUCAAGAUUUCCCAAUUUAUUUUGGUACCAA
Messenger RNA from Spinacia oleracea (spinach), 1870 nucleotides. Its product is annotated as transcription factor bHLH68. Gene Ontology annotation, cellular component: nucleus. The record is from RefSeq and is a predicted model, not a curated record. NCBI's taxonomy places the organism in Eukaryota, Viridiplantae, Streptophyta, Magnoliopsida, Caryophyllales, Amaranthaceae. The transcript is spliced from 9 exons. Gene Ontology annotation, biological process: regulation of transcription by RNA polymerase II. Gene Ontology annotation, molecular function: DNA-binding transcription factor activity, RNA polymerase II-specific; protein dimerization activity; RNA polymerase II cis-regulatory region sequence-specific DNA binding. The coding region runs from base 264 to 1580 and encodes 438 amino acids.